GGAGAACAAUACAACUGGAAUUCCAAAAUUCAAGGAACCAUUCUUGGAGCAUUUUUCUAUGGAUAUAUUGUAACUCAAAUACCUGGGGGUGUCAUGGCAGAAAAACUUGGAGCGAAAUGGUUAUUCGGUUUCGGUAUAUUAAUAACAUCUGUGUUCUCUUUACUGACUCCUUUAGCGGCUGGUUGGAGUACCUCUGCUUUGAUUGCUGCCCGGAUUAUCGAAGGACUCGGCGAAGGAGCAACGUUUCCAGCCAUCAACCUUUUGAUCAGCAAAUGGUCUCCGAAACUUCAAAGAAGCCGAAUCUCAACAGUCAUUUUUUCAGGGAAUCAAAUAGGAAACGUCAUAGCCAUGCCUGUCUCUGGAUUGCUGUGCAGCACAGAUUUACUUGGAGGAUGGCCCUCUGUCUUUUACUUUUUUGGAGCUUUAGGAUGUUUCUGGUUUCUGCUGUGGAGCAUUUUUAUGUAUGAAUCACCAAAUCGUCAUCCCACAAUAUCCGAAGAAGAAAAGCUUUUCAUUGAACUGAACAAAGACAAACACAUGAAAUCUGAAAUACCUUGGAAAAGUAUUCUCACGUCCAUACCUGUAUGGGCAUUGGUAGUUGCUCACAUCGGUUACAGUUUUGGUUUUACAAUUUUGUUCACCGAGCUGCCAACCUAUCUCAGUAACAUCCUUCAUUUUGAUAUAAAAUCUAACGGGUACUUAUCGGCAUUACCGUACAUAGCACAAGCUCUAAAUGCAUGGUUAGCAUCUAUUGUUGCAGAUAAACUUCGAGCAUCCGGGCGUCUUUCCAUUACAGCUAUACGAAAAUUGCUAAAUUGUAUAGGAUUAUUCGGACCAGCUGUAUGCCUGAUUAUAAUAACAGUAUCUGGGUGUAGACCAGAGCUUAUUCUUGGUCUGCUGUGCAUAGGCAUGGCUUGCAAUGGCUGUAUUUAUUCUGGUUAUCAUGUCACCCACAUAGAUAUGUGCCCAGAUUUCGCAGGUACUUUAUAUGCAAUCACAAAUUGUGUGGCCAAUCUUUUUGCGCUUUUUGGUCCUAUCAUCGCUGGUUAUUUCACCGCUAAUGGACAAACAAUAGACAACUGGAGUAAAGUUUUCUAUACUGCAACAGCGUCUUAUAUAUUCUGCGGUGGGAUAUUCGCCAUAUUCGGAUCUGCGGAGCUACAACCCUGGGCCAAAGUAAAGAGUGUGGAAAAAACAGAAUCCCAAUAUGAAAAAUCUAUUAAUGAAGACACACGAACAAAUGAAUAUAGUUGAAUAUAUUUUAAAAACAUUAAGAAACUCACUUCCAGUAAUCAAAGCAACUGGUACAGAACCAGUAAUGUAGUAGAGAUUUAGUGGUAGACACACUUUGGAAACUUCAUGAUUAAGGGACAGAAGUAAGAGGACAAUAAAAAUUUAUAAGCUGAAAAAUGAAACCACAAUUUUAUCAAUCAGUAGAAAAUAAAAUUUCAUCAUUUGUGUGGAAUCUAGUGACAUCGAUUGUUUCGUGUGCAUUGUGAAGAGUGCAGUGUGGUGAUUCCAGCCAAAUUGAAGUCGAAUUGCGUGGAAUGCCGACCACUUGAAUAACAACGAGCAACGUAAGGAAAGAAAACGGUUUUCAGAUUAUUCAAGACACUGUACGAGUUCUCUACAGGCAGUAUGAUGUUUCUCUGUGUAUAGUGUAAAUUGUAGUGGAAAUUGUAAAUAUUUAUAAAAAUACCUUUCUGGACGCAUAUUAAUGUAAACUUUGUAAAUAUGUUAUCGUGAAUAACCGAAAUCGACAUUCACCGGUGAAUGUUGACAAUCGCAUAGUCACUUUGGUGAAUGUCCGAAAUAUUUGUUAUAUCCGAUUGGAUAUAAUUCAUUCGUUGAUAUUAUUAUAUUUAUCCGAUAUUUUAAUAGGAGAAACGUCAGUGUUCGAAGUACCGGUUAAAUGUAUACCGGGCAGUAGACCUAGUAUAUAUUUUUAGGACAUUUACCUAAGAGACUAUGUGAUUGCCAACAUUCACUAGUGGGAGUAAACAACCACCAAUUUCGGUUAUUCACAGUAACAUAUACCUGUCCUUCAAUAAAGAGUGGCUUAUCACUAUUUCCCCCCAAGUUUUUCACUUCAUUGGAAUAAAAUGUAUAUCAUAUGAUCAUUUUGUAAGUAAACUAAUGUAAUCAUUUA
Molecule: messenger RNA, 2149 nt
Organism: Parasteatoda tepidariorum (common house spider)
Lineage: Eukaryota; Metazoa; Arthropoda; Arachnida; Araneae; Theridiidae
Source: RefSeq, a predicted model, not a curated record